Molecule: messenger RNA, 2078 nt
Organism: Amyelois transitella
Lineage: Eukaryota; Metazoa; Arthropoda; Insecta; Lepidoptera; Pyralidae
Product: lipoma-preferred partner homolog
Exons: 1
Coding region: 60-1448 (462 amino acids)
Biological process (GO): cell-cell adhesion
Cellular component (GO): focal adhesion; stress fiber
Source: RefSeq, a predicted model, not a curated record
UUGUAAGUACUAUAUAUAUUUUUCAAUAUAUCAAUCAGGUCAAGAGCAAUUAUCAUAAAAUGUCACGACCAGAUAAUGCAGAUGCAUUGGAAAAGCAAUUAGCUAAUCUCCAAAUGAGCAAGGAAUCCAAUGUUCAAGGAAAAAUCAAGAAGGUACCACCAGCUGUGCCACCCAAAAAGAAGGCCCAACCACAAGUUCCUCAUAGUGCUGUUGUUAGCACACUUCGUGAACCAUUGUUUUCUGCAAAGAUUUCUCCUGUUUUAAAUAAUAACCCUCAUACGUACAGUAACACUAUUUCCAAUCAACCACAAACUUAUAAAGACUUCACAAAUACCAGGCAUCCAAUGGGGACACCAUCAAAAACUUACAACCCUACUUAUAGCAAUGUGCCACCAUUCAGAAAAAAUGGCAAUAAUGUACCAUCACCUCCUCCACCUCCCCCUCCACCUUCUCUUCAAAACUUGCCAUCUAAAUGUUUUAAUGAUAAUGAAGAAUAUUUACCACCGCCAUCUCCAGUCAGCUCUAACUACAGCGAAUUAGCCAGAGCUACAGCAAAUAUAAAUUAUAUACAAGAAAGGCCAUUUCAGCAAGAGAGACCUUAUGCACAUAUUUAUCAAAAUGAAUAUCCAGAAUAUGGAGUUUCCCAGGCUUCUAUGUAUGAAUCAAUAUACGAGCCAAUUAACCCACGCCCCCAAAGUAAUUUAUCAACUUCAUUAGGAACACAAGCUUUUCGAAAUAAUAUACCUACGACAAAUAAGUCUCCUUUACCCAAGGAAGAAGAAGUUGAUGCACUUACAAAUCUUCUCGUUAAAUCAAUUGCCGAUAGUCAAGAUUUAGAUGUAUUUGGUGUAUGUAUCAAAUGUAAUGAAAAAGUAAUAGGUGAAAGUUCAGGCUGUACAGCUAUGGGUAAUAUGUACCACGUAAAAUGUUUUUGUUGUUAUCACUGUAACACUAAUCUACAAGGCAAACCGUUUUACGCUGUAGAAGGGCAACCAUACUGCGAAGCUGAUUAUUACGAAACAUUAGAAAAAUGUUCUGUUUGUUAUAAACCUAUUUUGGACAGAAUUUUAAGAGCUACUGGAAAACCUUAUCAUCCGUCCUGUUUUACUUGUGUUGUUUGCGGAAAAAGCCUUGAUGGAAUACCAUUUACUGUUGAUGCUAUGAACCAAAUACAUUGCAUAGAUGAUUUCCAUAAAAAAUUUGCUCCUCGCUGUUGCGUUUGUGAGCUCCCUAUAAUGCCUGAAGAAGGUGAAGAAGAAACAGUAAGAGUAGUUGCUUUGGAUCGUAGCUUUCAUGUACGGUGUUAUAGGUGUGAAGACUGUGGUCUCUUAUUGUCGUCAGAAGCUGCAGGUAGAGGUUGUUAUCCGCUAGAUGGCCGAAUACUUUGCAAAAAUUGCAACGCUCACCAGAUUCGUAUGCUUACCAAUGUCAUGACAACAGAUUUAUAAAACUGCGAAUUUCUUUUAUGUGCAUAUUAUUCAUAUCAAUAGGUAUUUAUGACGUAGUCUCUAAAAUGUUAGAAUCUUGCAAUAGGUAUUCAAAACCUUAUUUAAUGGGUACUAUAAUGACAUUUUAAAAAAAAAAUAUUUUUAUACAAUGUUUUUCUUGAAAGCGUAUGUAUUUUAAAGUAAAACAUAAGUAAUUGUAAAAAAAAACUCAGUAGUUAUCCAAUGACAAUAAGAAUAUUUAUUACUUUCGUUAUUAUAAUAAUAAAAUGUGAUAAUUAAGAAUACAAUAUUUAUCGCUACCAACUUAUUUAUAAAAAUGCAUUAUGAAUGCUGUAGGUAAACAAUGUAAUUUAAAAAUUUCACAAUAUAAUUUGUGACAUCUAGCGUAGAGAUAUAUCUUACAAUUAAUUAUGUACUAACAUUAAGAAAAUAAUAGAUUUUUGUCUUUGCCUGGGCCGUUAAAGUGUAAUGACAGCUACGCAUUUAAAUCCUUUUAUGAAUUAUAUUAAAGUUGUAUUAUAAUACAGAAGUGGUUUUAUUUAAAAACCCGAUUAAAGAUCUUUUUAUUUUAGGUAAAGGUACAUUACAUCACGUAAUAUUUCAUGACUUAAAAGUCGCUUUCCUGCUAAA